AUGACAUCAGCCAAGGAUCUGGCACCCAGGAGAGCCAUAUUUCAUACAAUGUAUCAUCCUAUUAAUAGAGAAAUGCUAGACCACGGUCCGCAUAGUUACACUGGUGAAGAUGUGGCAGAAUUUCAUGUUCAUGGAGGAUCAGCAGUUAUAAAAGGUGUUUUUGACGCACUCGGGUCUCUUGAAGGAUUCAGAUAUGCAGACAGAGGAGAAUUUACCAGAAGAGCGUUCGACAAUGAUAAGCUAGAUCUCACCGAGAUAGAAGGGUUGGCUGAUCUAAUUAAUGCAGAAACUGAGGCACAAAGACGGUUAGCCUUACAACAAGCACAGGGAGGAUUAAAAAAACUAUAUUCUGGAUGGCGUAAAGAACUUGUUCAGAACAUGGCGCUUGUCGAGGCAAUUAUUGAUUUUGGUGAAGAUGAACACCUUGAAGAAGGAAUCAUGGAUCAAGGUAACUGCACGACUACCAUUAUACUUGUCUGGACAUUCCAAUUCAAACCAGCCCGAAGGGAACUCACGUUCAUCAAAGUCACAAGGGAUACCUACAAGAUUGCAGAAUCAAUCAGAAACCAUAUGCAUGACUACAGACGAGGAGAAAUAUUACGCAAUGGAAUACAUGUGGCGAUUAUGGGGCCCCCCAAUGCCGGCAAGAGCAGCUUUUUGAAUUGCUUAACUUGCCGAGAGGCAGCUAUAGUAUCUCCGGUUCCUGGGACGACACGUGACGUCGUGGAAGUCUCGAUGAAUAUUGGUGGCUACCCGUUAAUACUUGGAGAUACGGCAGGGCUAAGAGAAACAACCGAUUCAAUCGAGAGUAUAGGAAUAGAAAGAGCCAAGAAGAG
Paraglomus brasilianum is the source of this 836-nucleotide messenger RNA. The record is from the annotation of a GenBank genome assembly. Lineage: Eukaryota; Fungi; Glomeromycota; Glomeromycetes; Paraglomerales; Paraglomeraceae.